AUGGAAGAACCAUUUGGAAAUGCAUACAUUGAUGAAUUAUUACACAUUUGCUCAAAAAAUGCUGAGCAUUAUGAAAAAGACAUUUCAGAAUACGGUCAGAGAAUGGUGUUGGGUUUCAUAGGUAUAAUUGAUCAUGUAAAUUUAAUUGUACCUUUGGUAAAUAAUAUCAAGGAAGUAAUGUCAGAUUUUGAUUUUGAUGAAAAAACUCCUGGAAAUGGAUACAGAAGUUUUGUUGCUGUAGUGCAUUCCAGUUUUAAACAUGCUUUCGAAUUGUCUAAUUACAUAGCAGCUAAUAAAGAUUCUAUAAUUUUUCGUAAAGGAUUUUAUGUCAAAGAAGUAGAAGCCAUUUCUCGUUUAAUUGCUUCCUUGUUGUCUUGCCUUAAAUAUUUAGAAAUAUUAUUAAGCUGGAGCAAUACUGGAGAUUUAUUUCCUUCUGCUGAGCAUUUUUCCGAUAUUCUCAUUCAACAAUCUGAAAAUAUAAAUCAGUUUGCUUUUUAUGGGAGAUGCAUGGGUAUUCAGUUUUGCUCUUCUGUUCAACCGGUAUUAAAAUUUAUUUCAAUAUUUAUGGCAUCAUUUAGUGAAAUAUAUUACAAUUUUGGAGGGUUUUCAGCCAAAGCUUUAAGCUUAUUUUCUGGUAGUAAAUUUUUAAUAGACCCUGAACUUAGGGCACAAAGAAUUGUUAAUAUAUCACAAAAUGCAAGCAUUGAUUUUUGCAAAUCAUUUUGGUUUUUAACUGAAUCUGAGCUCAUGAAAAAAAUCCCUGAUUUCAUAUGUCGCAGUUUAGCAAUCAACCAUCAAAUUAAAAUCCCUUCAGAACCUUUAUCCAUUUUGAAUUUAAAUGGAGAAGAAAUUGAAAUUCCAAUACCUUCAUCACACAUACCCGUAAAUUCAAUCCAAGUAAGGUUACUAAGCAGAAGCAGAAGACAGGGAAUGAAUUAUGGAACGUCGGAUGGUAAUAAAAAAGGAAAAUUCAAUCCACCAUCGAAAAGUUUAAUUUUGCAUUGUCACGGAGGAGGUUUUGUUGCUCAAUCAUCUAAAACUCAUGAAGUGUACCUGAGGGAUUGGGCUAACGAAUUAGAUGUUCCUAUUAUUUCAGUUGAUUAUUCUUUAGCUCCAGAAGCUCCUUUUCCAAGAGCAUUAGAAGAAGUUUUUUAUACGUAUUGUUGGAUUUUAAAAAAUUCUCAUUUAUUGGGUUCAACAGGAGAAAAUAUUAUAUUAGCUGGAGAUUCCGCUGGCGCGAAUCUUAUAUUAGGAACUACAUUAAAAUCAAUUGAGUAUAACAUAAGAAAACCGAGCGGUCUUUUCGUUGCUUACGUUCCAGUUAUUGUGUCUUCCACUCCAUCACCAUCAAGGUUACUGUGCUUGAUGGAUCCUUUAUUGCCUCUUGGUUUUUUACUUCGAUGUUUAAAGGCGUAUGCGUGCCCGGAUUUCGAGGUAGAUCAAAAAGGCGUACCUACCGCCGAAGAAUACAAUAAUAAAAUUCAUUCGGACGGGACAUCGACGACCUGUGAUAAAAAAUUAGUCUGUGACAUUGAAAAUUCCGAUAGUAGUAGUAGUGGUAGUAGGGGUAGGAGGGAAAAAGAAUUUUACGAAUGCGUCGUUUCGAAUGAAAAUUACACGUUGGAAAAAAAUUCAGAAGAUUGGGAAGAAGAGAAAAAAUUAAACGAAGCCAACAUAAUAUUAAAUUCUAGCAUGACCGGAAGUCAGAAAAGAACGAUGAUGAUGAAUGAAAAUUCGGGGAGCACUUUGAAUUUUUUCAAAAGGAAAAUAUCGGAUUUCCUUGGGAAUGCAUUUUUCAAAACGGAAACGAAAAAUUAUUGUUUCGAUAAAAUGGAUUUCAUCGAAUCCAAUUAUACGAAUUCGUUGAAAAAUUUAAAGUUUUCCGUACCGAAAGAUCCCUAUUUGAGCCCUUAUUGGGCUCCCGAUGAUAUGUUAAAUCAACUCCCUCCCACCAGUAUAUGUAGCGUACAAUUCGAUCCUUGUUUAGACGAUUGCGUAAUGUUUGCAAAAAAAUUAAAAAAAUUAGGUAUAACAGUGACUCUCGACAUAUUGGAAGGUUUGCCGCACGGGUUUUUAAAUCUCUGUAAGAUAAAUAAAGAAGCCGAAUCGGGAUCAAAAUUUUGCUUACAAAGAAUAAAAGAAUUGAUAAACACAGGCGAAGGAAAUUUAAAUAAUGGUAAAGAUACGAGCACACCGUAUAAAAAUUACAUAAUUGAUAAUAAAUCACAAUCGAUGAUUGAUUUUCAAUGA
This is a messenger RNA of Pediculus humanus corporis (human body louse), 2250 nucleotides long. RefSeq names its product Hormone-sensitive lipase, putative. Gene Ontology annotation, biological process: cholesterol metabolic process; triglyceride catabolic process. NCBI's taxonomy places the organism in Eukaryota, Metazoa, Arthropoda, Insecta, Psocodea, Pediculidae. Gene Ontology annotation, molecular function: sterol ester esterase activity; triacylglycerol lipase activity. The record is from RefSeq and is a predicted model, not a curated record. The coding region runs from base 1 to 2250 and encodes 749 amino acids. Gene Ontology annotation, cellular component: cytosol. The transcript has 11 exons.